Messenger RNA from Pyrenophora tritici-repentis Pt-1C-BFP, 1911 nucleotides. The record is from RefSeq and is a predicted model, not a curated record. NCBI's taxonomy places the organism in Eukaryota, Fungi, Ascomycota, Dothideomycetes, Pleosporales, Pleosporaceae.
AUGUCUCCUUGCGUCCUCGCGACUCGUUUGUUAAUCUUCUCCGCCUUUUGCGGCCUGGUCAUUGCAGACCAAAUCAUACAUGACCCUAUCAAGGACUUCUGUCGACGUCACCAACAUCAAACCUGUGUAAUCGACUCCAAGGUGUAUGUAGAUGGGGGUCUGGUAUACUAUGGCACUGGGGUCAAUCUGGAUAGCCAGCCGGAGACAAACGACCGGCUAGUCUACGGAGACCUUGCCAGCAUUAGCGAGGGUGCGCCAGCUCUCUACGGCAAUCUCUCCAAGGGCUCGAAUGUACCCUCUGUGAGUGGAGGCGUGUUGUGGCCUGACCAGGUUAACAAACUCUUCUACCUAUUUGGCGGCGAGUAUAACAACGCAAGCGUCAAUAGCUUUAGCGACGGGCUGUGGUACUACGAUACAAUCUCGAACACAUGGAGUCAGUCACCAUUUGAUGGCUCGCAGACAAAGAUCUCGUGGCCGGCCUUUGGCGGGUCCGCAGUCACAGAGGAGGGGAUUGCAUGGUAUUAUGGCGGUUAUCUCAACAACAAAACGGUACCUAACUGGGCCGGGGCGCCCCUCAUGCUCAAUAGCCUGGUUUCAUACGACAUGACCAAACGAACUUGGACGAACAACACUGAGGGGAUAGCACGAGCUGAGGGGACGCUUCAGUACAUCACGGCCGGGAGUCGAGGCAUGCUGAUAUAUUUCGGAGGCCGCGAGACAUUGGCAAACGGUAAUGUCAGCUACAUUCAGAUCUAUGACAUUGCCAAUUCCCGCUGGUAUACGCAAACUGCCACCGCUGGCAUCGAUGAUGACAUUCCCAGGAAGAGACGUGGUUUCUGCGCAAAUACGGUCUGGGCGAAGGAUCAUUCCUCUUACAACAUAUACAUGUAUGGAGGUAUCGCUUCCGACGAAACAGCACUCGGUGAUAUCUACAUUCUGUCUUUGCCAUCAUUCACAUGGAUCCCAUAUCCAUACUCCCAACAAAAGCAAUGGUCUGGUGGCAAAGCAUGGGCAUCGUGCGCCUUAGUCAAGAAUUCACAGAUGAUCGUCACGAGCGGCUUCUAUACCAACUCAACCAAAACCGGAUGCGACGUGGCGACCAUCGGCGGGCAGCAUACACUGUUUCCUGGACAAGAAAGCAUAGAACAAGGGACGGUAUACCACGCUCUUGCUGCUGAUGUGGUGAAAUACAGAGUGCCUGGCAUCGUCACAGCAGUGAUCGGUGGCGAGUGGGUCUCCGAGAAAAUUACCGAUGGGAAAGCCACCUUGAAGUCGCCAACCUCCGGAUGGGCUACAAGCGCACUGGCUGUUGGCUUCGGAACAACUUAUGCCGGGCUCGCACGCACAGCAACAAGGUCACUUCCAGCGAGCUCUUCCACACCAACGACAUCGGGGCUGUCAGCAAGUACUGUCCCCUCGUCUAAAAGCAGUUCUAACGUAGGAGCCAUUGCUGGUGGCGCAGUCGGGGGCGCAGUGUUUCUAAUCGCUAUCAUUGCUCUCGCACUCUACCUCCGAUCUCGUCGCAAGCUAGCCAAGCCAAUAACAAAUACAGCGCACAAUUCGACCGCUCAGGACAACCGCUUCUCGACCGCUGGGGAGAAGCACUUCUCAAUGUCGAAGGGUAGCACGAUGUACUCACCCCACCCGCAAGGCUCGCCACGUCCGCCGUCAGAGCUGCACGGCUACGGCACAGGACAGCAACACCAUAGCCCCGGCUCGGAAUGGAUUCAGCCUCUUCCGUUUGCGCAUGAAUAUGAAACGCAGCAGACGUACUAUCCCCCGCCGCGAGAUCCUUUGCACUCGCCCAGUAGCCCGCAUUCAAACAGUGCAGAGUUGCCGAUUGCGAACACGCCGGGGCCUAGUGAGCUUUCGGCCGUGAGGAGUCCGCAGCCAACGCGUGGGAAUGUUUAG